AUGGCGGCUCCUGCGCACGAGCACUAUCGGCGGGACGCUGAGCUCCGGCCACAGCACUCGAGAGACAGUUCGAGGGAUUCCGGCAUCUUCCACACCACUAAAGGCCUGUGGAACGCUCCGGGCCUGAACAACUGCUUCCUGAACAGCGCCGUACAGCGAAAAAAUUUCCCGGGAAUCCGUGCAGAACGAUCCGCGACAGGCGUGAACUACGGGCACGCGCCAGGAAUGCGUGAAAUACUCGAAGCCUGUGACGGAACGGGACACAGCCUGGACGUUACGAAGAGAUUGCGGAUCCUCGCACUUGAUGGAUUACUGCGCUUUAAUGCGCGC
Iphiclides podalirius (scarce swallowtail) is the source of this 330-nucleotide messenger RNA. Lineage: Eukaryota; Metazoa; Arthropoda; Insecta; Lepidoptera; Papilionidae. The record is from the annotation of a GenBank genome assembly.